Molecule: messenger RNA, 1265 nt
Organism: Diorhabda sublineata
Lineage: Eukaryota; Metazoa; Arthropoda; Insecta; Coleoptera; Chrysomelidae
Exons: 2
Coding region: 55-822 (255 amino acids)
Source: RefSeq, a predicted model, not a curated record
UUAAAUUAACAUUUAUUUAUUUAUUAGUGAGAUUGUGAUAACUGUGUAGCUAAAAUGGUUUUCGAACAAUUAAUAUCACAGUGGCCUCAACAGAAACAAUUCAACAUACCAGACCAAACUGGUCUAUUCCAAUCUGAACUACCUACGGAGAGCAAUUCAAUCACUUCCCAACAUCCAUUUGUUUUUAUUCAAGCUGAAUCAGCAACGACACAAAAUUCUUUCGUAGAUGUAGACAGGGCAAUGAAAACAAGUGAAACUAUUGAAGAAAUUUUACCAAGUACAACAGAAACUUUAUCGAGCAUAUACACUAGCAUUAGAGACGCUCUAACCACUACCCAAAAUAGUUUGGUUACGGAAUUACAAGACAAAUCAACAAUUUCGUUAAACGUAACUUCAAAUUCCUUUUCAACCGAAGAUAUAAGUAACACGGUUACAACGGAAACGAGUAUGCUCGUCACAUCCAAUUAUAGUGAAAUUUUCACAGUUUCACAAACGUCUUCGACGGAUCUUGUGACUGAUAAUAAUUUAAAUUUGACAAAAAUGAUAACAACGACUUCGGAGGCCGUUUCCAAUAGUUUUAAUGUAUUUACAGAUGAAAUGUCUACUACUAAGAGUAUAUUGGAUAAUGUUAAUGGUACAUCUACUGAUGGAAUUUAUCAUACAACUGAUGACACCUGUUGGAUUUAUUAUGUUAUAAUUGGGGUUCUUAUUGGAAUCUUGGUUAUAUUUGCUGUAGGUGUAACCUUUUUUUAUAAUAUGAAACAAAGGAAACGGUGUCCCGAAUAUGAAGUAUCACAAAUUCAACAGAUAAGCGUUGAUUGAAAAAAUGAUGGUAAAUGACAAAAUGUAUUUUAGUUUGAAAAUACAAUUUAAUGAGAGUUCUACUCUAUUACCGAGUUUAUCUGUUUUAUAGUUAAUUUAUUAUGAAUUAUUAUCAUUUAAUAGACAUAAUAUUGUAUCAUAAAUACAAUCAAUAACGUGCUUAGAAGCGUUUUGUUAUUGUUGCUAUUUUACAUAUAAGAAAUAAUUAAGGAAAUUUUUUAUACUUUUUUUUCUGGAAAUACAUUUAUUCCAUACAACUAAUUUUGUCACAGUUUCGACUACCUUUUACGUAUCUUUUUAAAUAAAGAUAGCAUUAAUAAAAAUAAUAAUUUGUUUAAUACUUUGACUGCUAUGUAUAUACCUGAGUAUACACUCGGCGCUGUUAUAAACCCCCUCGUGUAUCUUUGUAUAUAGGUACACGCAUUUUUCUCUACAUCAGACCA